Molecule: messenger RNA, 8341 nt
Organism: Scleropages formosus (Asian bonytongue)
Lineage: Eukaryota; Metazoa; Chordata; Actinopteri; Osteoglossiformes; Osteoglossidae
Product: unconventional myosin-X-like
Exons: 41
Coding region: 301-6528 (2075 amino acids)
Biological process (GO): signal transduction; axon extension
Cellular component (GO): axonal growth cone; myosin complex; cytoskeleton
Molecular function (GO): ATP binding; protein binding; cytoskeletal motor activity
Source: RefSeq, a predicted model, not a curated record
GCGACCGAGGGAGGCUGCGGGGACGCUGUGCGCGUGACCAUCGCGAGUGGGAUAAAAAAAAAACAUCUAUACUUUGUUCCGUGUCCACACUGCUGGCUCUUCGAGCUUUUUCUGCUUUCAGUUUCUGGCUCAAAUGAGAAAGAUGCGGGUGGGAGGUCCCGUGCGCUAGGCUCGUGGAUGGGAAACACCCGAAAACCGGACCGCAGACCGGACCGCACGCGCACCUGCACCGCUCGGCACGCGAGCCUCGGCUUUACCGUCGGUUGAAGGAAAGCCUCGUGGAAGAGAAGCGGCUUGGCGAUGGAUGCUUUCUUCGCGGAGGGUUCCCGCGUCUGGGUGUGGCACCAGGAGCAGCUUCUGCCAUCUGUGGUCAACUCCUGCGAUGACCGCUCCCUGGUCCUCAGCUCAGACUAUGGAGAAGUGAUCUACCUGCAGAUGGAGGAGGUGAACCGGGAGAAGGUGUACCCCAUGCACCAGACCAGCGUGGAUGGAGUGGAAGAUAUGUCCACACUGGCAGAGCUGCAUGAGGCCGCCAUCAUGCACAACCUCCACCUACGCUACCAAAAGGACUGCAUCUAUACCAACAUCGGCUCCAUCCUGGCAGCGGUGAACCCCUACAAGCAGAUCGCUGACCUGUAUGACCCGGAUGCCGUGGAACUCUACAGCCAACACCACUUGGGAGAGCUUCCGCCCCACAUCUUUGCCGUGGCCAACGAGUGUUACCGCUGUCUGUGGAAGAGGCACGACAGCCAGUGCGUCCUCAUUAGUGGAGAGAGCGGUGCAGGGAAGACGGAGAGCACCAAGUUGUUACUACAGUUCCUGUCCGUCAUGAGCCAGAACUCGGCCGGAACCCCGCCUUCUGAAAGGAGCACGCGAGUGGAGCAGGCCAUUGUGCAAAGCAGCCCCAUCAUGGAGGCCUUUGGCAACGCGAAGACUGUCUACAACAACAAUUCGAGCCGCUUUGGCAAGUUCAUCCAGCUGCACUUCUCCCAAAACGGGAAUAUCCAGGGCGGCAGUAUCAUCGACUAUCUGCUUGAAAAGAACCGUGUGGCGCGUCAGAACCCGGGGGAGAGGAACUAUCACAUCUUCUAUGCAUUGCUUGCAGGUGCUGACAAGAAUCAGAAGGAGAUGUACUUCCUGGAGGAGCCUGAGUGCUACUACUACCUGAGCCAGUCGGGUUGUGUGAAGGACAGGAGCCUGGAUGACAAGCAGCUGUUUGACAGUGUCAUGGAGGCUUUAAAGGUCAUGGAGUUCACCGAAGAGGAGAUCCGAGACGUCUUCAAGCUACUGUCAGGGGUUCUGCAGCUGGGGAACAUCGAGUUCAUGACAGCAGGAGGGGCACAGAUUGUGACCAAAGGAGUUGUCAGCAUUGUCAGUGACCUGCUGGGCCUGGACUCCUUCCAGUUAUCAGAAGUCCUUACCCAGCGCUCCAUGAUCCUGCGAGGGGAGGAAAUUUGCUCCCCACUUACCGUAGAACAGGCUGUGGACUCCCGCGACUCAGUCGCUAUGGCACUUUACUCACAAUGUUUCUCCUGGAUCAUCAUGAAGAUCAACCAGAAGAUCAAAGGGAAGGAUAACUUCAAGUCCAUCGGAAUCCUGGACAUCUUUGGCUUUGAGAACUUUGAGGUGAAUCGGUUUGAGCAGUUCAACAUCAACUACGCCAACGAGAAACUGCAGGAGUACUUCAAUAAACACAUCUUCUCCCUGGAGCAGCUGGAGUACAACCGAGAGGGUGUGCACUGGGAUGCAAUAGACUGGAUGGAUAAUGCAGAGUGUUUGGACCUCAUAGAAAAGAAGCUGGGCAUGUUGGCACUGAUCAACGAGGAGAGUCGCUUCCCCAAGGGCACCGACUACACCCUGCUGGAGAAACUGCACAGCCGACACGCUACUAACCCCUACUAUGUGAAGCCCAGGGUCACCGAUCACCAGUUUGGCAUCAAGCACUAUGCUGGAGAGGUCUUGUAUGAUGUGCGCGGCAUCCUGGAGAAGAACCGGGACACAUUUAGAGAUGACAUCUUGAACAUGUUGAAAGACAGCAGGCUGGACUUCAUCUAUGAUCUCUUUGAGCGUGUGGGGAGCCGGAGCAGUGAGGAGACGCUAAAGAUGGGCACUGCCAGGCGCAAACCCACAGUCAGCUCCCAGUUCAGGGACUCCCUUCACUCUCUGAUGGCAACCCUGAGUGCUUCAAACCCUUUCUUUGUCCGCUGCAUUAAACCAAAUAUGGAGAAGAAUCCAAACAAAUUUGACCCAGAAGUGGUGCUAAACCAGCUCCGGUAUUCCGGCAUGUUGGAGACAGUGAAGGUUCGUCGGGCUGGAUUUCCUGUUCGCCGAACGUUCAAGGAUUUCUGCAGCAGGUACAAGGUCAUCCUGAAGGACAAGGCCUCCACUGGAGAUGAUAAGAAGAGGUGCACAGACCUGCUGAUGGCACAUGACAGGGCCAAGAAGGAGUGGCAGAUGGGAAAGACAAAGGUGUUCCUGAAGGAGGCGCUGGAGCAGAGGCUGGAGAAGGAGCGGGACGAGGUGCGGCGCAAGGCAGGCAUGGUGAUCCGGGCCCACAUACUGAGCUAUGUGGCAAGGAAGCACUACAAGAGGGUCCUGUCCAGCAUCAUCACCAUCCAGAAGAAUUAUCGUGCCCACUACUGGCGGCGAGUCUUUUUGCGCCUGCGUUCAGCCACUCUCGUCUUCCAGAAGCACCGGCGUGGACAGCUGGCCCGCAGCCACUGCCACCGCCUGCGUGAGGAGAAGAGGAAGAGGGAAGAGGAAGACGAUAGGAGGCGCCGCGAGGAGGCGGAGAGACUCCAGUGUCUGGAGCAGGAGAAGUUGGUACUAAAGAGGCAGCAGGAGGAAACCCAGCAACGAGAAGCUGCCGUGGAGAAAAAGCCAAGUGCCGCGGGAGCUGGAGAGCCAAGGAAUAAAGUGGGUGCAGAUUUUCUCCAGGUGAGAAUAUCAUUGACUCGCAGCCCGAGCCCUCACACCACCGAAGAGGAAAGGAGGCAGAUGGAGGAGAUACUGAGACUGGAGCGGGAGAUUGAGCAGCUGCAGAAGCAGCGGGAGGACGGCGUGUCACAGCUCUGCGAAAGUUCCCGGGCCGAGCUGCAGCAGAGGCGCGACGCCGAGAUACGACGGUUGAGAGGUGAGGCAUCGCGGGUCGCCACCCAGUUCCUGGACAUGCUGGACUUUGGAGCGCUGGAGCCCUCCACCUCCAGUGAGGAGAACGUGCAAGACAUCAGCAAGACCACUGGCCCAUCUGCCCUGGAGGAUGUGGACGAGGGCCUCCGUGCCAAGGAUGGGCGCAUCCCGCUUCCUGAUUUUCCACCACCGGCGGAGGGACCCGUGGACCAGGAAAUGUUUAAUAACCUGCCACCUCCUCCACCUGCUUUUGCAGAGGGCAUGGUGUCCCCUGUCCCUGCAGCUGCAAACAUCUCUCUAGCUCUCAACCCCCCUGCCACCUCAGACACCCCGACACCCCCACCUCCCCUUCCACCCGCAACUGCUGCCAAGGAAGACGAGGGUCCCGAUUAUGAGACCAUCGACCAUGUACCGCCUGAAGGCCUGCCCGACUCAGAGGAGCCUAUCUACAGCAACCCCCCAGACGUGGAUUCUGACUAUGAUCAUGAUGAGUUUGAUGAGGCCCAAGGCAGCUCCGGGGAUGCCGGUAGCACCAAUGAUGGUCACAUGACGGACGAGGAGGUGCUACGAAAGUCCACCUGCACCAACCACAGCCAGGAUUCGUACCGCGGCAGCUCCGACUCGUUCAUUGACAGUGAUGAUGACAAUGAUGGAUAUGUGGACACAGAUGAAGAGGUAUCCAACGGGAGAGUGAAUUUGUUGAAUGGAAAUGGACCUCCGUACUUCCACAGCUACCUCUAUAUGAAGGGUGGUUUAAUGAACCCAUGGCGUCGCCGCUGGUGUGUCCUGAAGGACGAGACAUUCAUGUGGUUCCGGGCGAAGCAGGAAUCUCUCAAGUCAGGUUGGCUGUAUAAAAAGGGUGGCGGAUUAUCCACGCUGUCCCGGAGGAACUGGAAGAUGCGUUGGUUCGUGCUCCGUGAGUCCAAGCUCAUGUAUUUUGAGAAUGACAGCGAGGAGAAGCUGAAGGGAACCAUCGAUAUUCGGACGGCUAAGGAAAUUGUGGACAACCAUGAGAAAGAGAAUGCUCUAAACAUUGUAACUGAGGAGAGGACCUACCAGGUGUUUGCAGAGUCCCCAGAGGAUGCCAGCGGCUGGUUCAAUGUGUUGAGUCGGGUACACAGUGCAGCACCAGAACAGCUGUUGGAGAUGCAACAUGAGCAGGCCAACCCCAAGAAUGCAGUGGGAACACUAGAUGUCGGGUUGAUAGAUUCAGUCUGUGCCUCGGACAAUCCUGACAGGCCCAACUCCUUUGUGAUCAUCACAGCCAAUCGGGUGAUCCACUGCAACACAGACACACCAGAGGAAAUGCACCACUGGAUUAGUCUCCUGCAAAAGCCAAAAGGCGACUCCAAGAUCGAUGGGCAGGAAUUCUUAGUCAGGGGCUGGCUGCACAAGGAGAUCAAGUCUGGGGGGAAGAGUACUUCACUAAAGCUAAAGAAGCGCUGGUUUGUACUGACCAACAAUUCCUUGGACUACUACAAGUCGUCCGAGCGCAGUUCCUCCAAACUGGGCACUCUGGUGCUCAACAGUUUAUGCUCUGUGGUGCAGCCUGAGGAGAAGGUUUUCAAGGAGACCGGCUACUGGAACAUCGUUGUCCACGGGCGGAAACACUCAUACCGUCUAUACACUAAGAUGCUGAACGAAGCCACAAGGUGGACCUCUGCCAUACAGGGUGUCAUCGACAGCAAGGUUCCCAUUGAGACCCCCACCCAGCAACUGAUCCGGGACAUCAAGGAGAACAGCCUAAACCCUGAGGCUGUGGAGCAGACGUACCGCAGGAAUCCCAUCCUGAGAUACACCCAGCACCCCCUGCACUCUCCCCUACUGCCCCUGCCCUAUGGAGAAGUCAAUGUCAGCUUGCAAAAGGAGAAGGGCUAUGCCAGUCUGCAGGACGAAGCUGUGAAGAUGUUCAACUCCCUCCAGGAGAUGGAGACUGUGUCGGACCCGGUGCCCAUAAUCCAGGGAAUCUUACAAACAUGCCAGGACCUGCGACCACUCCGUGAUGAGGUUUAUUGCCAGCUCAUCAAGCAGACCAAUCAUGUGCCACAGUCCAACAGCCCAGGCAAUCGGGCACACUGGCACCUGUUGACGUGCAUGAGCUGCACCUUCCUGCCUAGCCGCGCCAUCCUACGCUACCUCAAGUUCCACCUGAAGAGGAUCAGGGAGCAGUUCCCUGGGACAGAGAUUGAAAAGUACGCCCAUUUCAUUGGCGAGUCACUGAAGAAGACCAAGUCCCGGGAGUAUGUGCCCUCCCAGGAGGAAAUUGCUGCCCUCCUGACGAGACAGGAGAUGACCACCACUGUGUACUGCCACGGAGGAGGAUCGUGCAAGAUUUCUAUCAACUCUCACACCACUGCUGGCGAGGUAGUGGAGAAGCUCAUCCGAGGUCUUGCUAUGGAAGACAGCAGGAACAUGUUCGCCCUAUUUGAACACAACAACUUCACAGACCGGGCUGUGGAGAGCCGCAUCAUUGUUGCUGACAUUUUGGCCAAGUUUGAGAGGCUGGCAGGCAGUGAGGAAGAGGAGGAGGAAGGACAGUGGAGGCUUUACUUCAAGCUCUACUGCUUUCUGGAUGUGGAGAGCAUGCCUAAGGAAGGAGUUGAGUUUGCCUUCAUGUUUGAGCAGGCCCAUGAGAGCUUGAUCAGCGGUCACUUUCCAGCCCCAGAAGAGACCCUUCAACAUUUGGCUGCCCUGCGUCUUCAGUAUCUUCACGGGGACAUGGGCCGAAGUGGCUGGAACUUGGACACUGUCUACCCUGUGGGCCGCCUGCGAGCCCGCAUCCUGCAGUCCACUAAGGCAGGCGGAGCUGGAGUGACUGGUGCAGGUGUGGGGUCGGGUGGCCACACCCUUGAGCGAAGACGCACCAGCUUCCUGGACGGCACGCUGCGGCGUAGCUUCAAGACAGGGUCCCUAAAGAAGCAGCGCGUGGAGGAGGAGCAGAUGUUGGAGAUGUGGGUGAAGGAGGAGCUGUCUGCCACGCGUGCCAGCAUCAUGGAGAAAUGGUCUCGGCUUCAGGGGCUGCCGCAACACCAGGCCAUGCUCAAAUACAUGGCCAUCAUUAAGGAGUGGCCAGGCUAUGGGUCCACCCUCUUCGAUGUAGAGUGUAAGGAAGGAGGCUUCCCCCACGACCUGUGGCUGGGUGUCAGUGCAGAGAACGUGUCCGUCUACAAGCGAGGGGAGCCCAAGCCCCUGGAGACCUUCCCUUACGAGCACAUUGUCUUCUUUGGAGCACCACAGCCUACCACCUACAAGAUCACCGUAGAUGAAAGGGAAAUGUUCUUUGAGACACCGCAGGUGGGAGAAAUCACCAAGAUCAUGAAAGCCUACAUCAACAUGAUUGUGAAAAAGCGAUGCAGCGUGAGAUCUGUGUCGAGCUGUGGUAGUGCCUGGAUCAGGUGAUCUGCUGAGACCAGUCGCCAUUCAGCAUCCUAAGAGCAUCAUAGAGGGGAUUAUUCUGUGUAGACAAAGAUGUACUGAGCAUGGAAGACACUAAAACACUGAACUGACUGGGAAACAUAUCCAAAUAAAGCAAGAAGGAAACUCUUACCUUGUUUGAGCAACAGACUGAACAAUGAGAGACUGAUGGGAACAAAGAAAUCUUUGCUACACGUCAGAGACUGUGGCAAACAAUUAGCACAUUUUAAUGUAUUCUGUCCUUCGUACAGGUUGAUGUUUGUUUUUUAAAUAAGUAAACAAAAAACCAUUUCAACAAAUGGAGCACAAAAGCUUAAACAAGUCCGUUUUUUUCCUGAUUACUGCCAAAACUCUAAUGAAAGAAGCAACAAAGCCAUCUGCUUACUUGACUCCACCAGUCCAUCUUCGAUGCUACAUUGCGUUUAUGGCCAUAUGGACCAAACUAUGGACGCCUCUCGCACGAGAUCCGAGAGCCUUUAGUUCCUAGUCGUUGCACUUCACUCUCAGUGCCACAGGACCACAUGUUCUUCUGGUGUGCCAGUGUUGCAAAGCAGCCUUGUGUGGGGCAGGCAUCCCGUGACUGUGUCCUCACCAACCUUCUCUCCACAUACACCUUCACCGCUGCAUCUUUCUGUGGAUUCAUGUAGGCCUCUGCACAAUGUGUGGCUAGUAUUAUGGUAAAUAUCAGUCUGUAGUCCUUAGAUGCAAGAGCUAAAGUGUAGGUCAAACACCCUUACUUGCACCUGAUAUUUGUAUUGUGCUCAGAACCAGUAGACCAUUAGACUGUUAUCUGUACGAAUCCACGUGUUCUUCAUUGCCAUGUAAUAUCAUCUGCUGCAUAUACAACGGGCUCCUUCGGGUGGGGGGUAUUGCAGGUGUUGGGAGGAACCUGUGAGUCUGGAUGCAAUAGGGGGAGGACCAUUCCCACCCCUGAAUCUUGAUGCCUUAAAUGGUCUCGCUGCUUAUGAAUCCUAAGUGGCAUUCCUCCUGUGGGUCUGUUGUUUUAGUCAUCAGCAUAGGCCAUUCUACCGCACAGUGGAAGUCGAGCCAAACUGGUAGUCUGUAGUGAUCAAGCACUAGGAACAAUUACUGUACUUUCUCACCCUUUUCUUCAGUAACAGGGUUUUUUGUGCAGGCAAAGAUACAGUAAGAGUGACAGUCAGCCGUUUCUAUUGAACAAAUUGAUCAGCAAUUUACAAAACCCUGAAUCAUACCAUGACAUCGUUCACAUGAUACUUGUGAAUCCAAAUGUAUUUGUAAUACUCAGUUCAAGUCUCCAGUAUCUGAACAGUACUGUGUAAUUUGCUGUUAGACAUUCAAUUUUUUUUUUAAUCGUUUGCGUGAUGUGACUGAGAGUUUUGAAUCUAUUGGUGGAACAGAACUAUUGGUGAAAAAAAGUGUUGUUAAGAAACAAAUGUAGCAGGGUACCUCUUGUCCUGGGGGUUUGUUAUAGAUGUGUUUUACAAGAGAGGAUCUACUGGUCGGGAGGGGCUGGUUGGGGGGGUAUUUAUUCUAUAUCUUUAGGUAACUAUAUUCAAAGGAAAUGGCACUUGGUAAAUAGAUCUUGCAGGGCAAUGCAGACAUGGGGAUACUGUAUGUCUGUGUGUCACCCAUGAUCACGAUGUGUGGACCUCGCACGUGGCACCUCCUCUCCCGUGUCUUAACUACUGUUACACGAUGAGUCCGGACGGCUGCAGGCAGCCACACCGGCCCAGAAUGUACGCAUUUAUUAUUGUUAUAAUCAUAAACAAAAUUGUGCUUGUUUUAAAAGAAGAGAGAAAGAACAGAUUUUUUUGUA